AUGGACCCAGAAUGGCACCUUCACGAUGAAGUGAACUCAAGAAACAUCUUCACAAUAAUCGAGGCAAAAGAACAUCUUCAAAAGGACGAAACAAGAAAACAUCGUGAACAUACCAGCAGAAGAAAGGGUUUUGAUAGGGAAAAUCAAACACCAAAGGACAUCUUCAGAAUGCCGCGAAGAAGGUAUAUCAUCGUAAAAAAAAUAACACACAGAAAAAUAUCUUCACGAUACCGCGAGAGAAGUACAUCAGACUAG
Plasmodium inui San Antonio 1 is the source of this 255-nucleotide messenger RNA. RefSeq lists its product as hypothetical. The transcript has a single exon. Bases 1 to 255 code for a protein of 84 amino acids. The record is from RefSeq and is a predicted model, not a curated record. NCBI's taxonomy places the organism in Eukaryota, Apicomplexa, Aconoidasida, Haemosporida, Plasmodiidae.